Molecule: messenger RNA, 351 nt
Organism: Cornus florida
Lineage: Eukaryota; Viridiplantae; Streptophyta; Magnoliopsida; Cornales; Cornaceae
Exons: 1
Coding region: 1-351 (116 amino acids)
Source: RefSeq, a predicted model, not a curated record
AUGCGUUUUGAUUGGUUCCAAGUUGUCUCUGGUCUUAAGGUGAAUGUUAGUAAGAGUGUUCUUGUGCCUGUUGGGGAUGUUCCUCAGAUUGAGGUGUUCGCUCAGAUUCUCGGUUGUCGCACUGGCUCUUUUCCCAUUUCUUAUUUAGGGUUGCCUUUGGGAGCCCCUUCGAGAUGUGUGGGGAGCUGGGAUCCGAUUGUGGAUCGAUUCGAAAGGAGGUUGGCGGGUUGGAAAAAGCAGUACCUUUCCAAGGGGGGUCGUGUCACUCUGAUUAAGAGCACCCUUUCUAGUCUCCCCACUUAUUUUAUCUCUUUCUUUCAGAUCCCUUCUUUAGUGGCUGAGAGAUUGUAG